Messenger RNA from Volvox carteri f. nagariensis, 1473 nucleotides. RefSeq lists its product as uncharacterized. The transcript has 5 exons. Lineage: Eukaryota; Viridiplantae; Chlorophyta; Chlorophyceae; Chlamydomonadales; Volvocaceae. The record is from RefSeq and is a predicted model, not a curated record. Bases 1 to 1473 code for a protein of 490 amino acids.
AUGGCGGAGCUCCCAGGUCUCGAAGAGCUGCUUUUAGGUGGCUACGAUGUAAGCGCACUUUUGGCUGGUGCGCCGGCACAGAGCGCUGGACAAGGCCUUGGAGUGCUUGGCCUUGAGGCACAGUUGCAACUCAAGCCUCCUACGCUACCACAGCAUGCCUUUGGCUGGCCUGCUGCAUCAUCUACCGAACAGAAUGACCUUUACCAGAAGGUCGCCCAAAGCCUUGCCGCCAAGUUAGAAGAGCAUCGCUUGCAGCAAGUCCAAAUGGCCACUGCUUUGCAGCAACUACAAGCACUUCAGCAACAACAAGAGCUAGCUCAGUUGCAGCAGCAGCUAAAUGCGCUUCACCAGCACGUACCGCGCGCAGCGAAUACUUUCCAGCGGAGUCGCACGACGGACUUGGAAAGCCUUGGCCGCGGCUCUGGCUUUGAUGUUUCUAGUGGAUACGCGCCUUCUGUGGACUUCGAGCAGCAACAAAAGCAGUUGGCCGCCCUGCAACAGGUUGCUAACCCAGCUGCGCAGCUCGUCGGCUUGCAGCGGAUUCCCGGUGUCAUUGGUCAGCACAACCUGCCCGUUCGCAGCUUCAGCUCAGAGCACCUUGUGGCGGGUCAGCGGCGGUCCACGCUGCAAAUGGUGGCCGGUGCAGCCGGGGGCCAGCCCAUGCAACCCCUGGCAAACAGCAAGAGGCCGCCCAUCCGACAGCCCUCCGGCCUGGGGCCCAACGGUCGUAGUGGGCCGAAUGGCCGCAGCGGUGGCGCAGAUGGCGGCCGCCGCGCACGCUACGCCGCCACUGCCAAGGCGCCUUCCUGGGCGUCCGAGGACUGGCACCCCAUGAAGGCCGUUAUUGCGAGUGGCGCCCAGGCCAGCAGCGGCACCGGCGUCUUCCUGCCGCAUCUCUCGGCGCCCAGCUCCUCCUCCUCUGUCACCUCGUCUUCCUCGGGUGCCUCAGCGCUCUCAAGUGGCAGUGGCGGCAGGUCAGCAGGCGGCGGCACCACAAGGCUUAUAGAACGCGGUAGUGGCGAGAACCUCGCCGCUGCCGCGGCGGCAGCGGGCCAGCCGCUGUCUACGCUAGGAGGCGGCGGCACUGGUGGUGGCGGCGGCGGUGGCGCAGGGUUGCCCUUCCACCUGGCUCAGACGAUGCCUUCCGCACUACACCAUACGUCCUCCCAGUCGCCCACCUCGCCCAACCUGGAGGGCAGCCCCGCGUGCAGUGUCGACAGCAACGCCAUCUGCUCGACGGUUGGCGGUUGCGAUCCGUACUCACGGCAAACCACCCUGGACUUUUCCCGGGGAAGCACCCAUUCGGAGCUUGAAUCUCACCCCACCUCCUCCUUUGGCUACCUGGUAGACACGAUGAAGGUGGUGGUGGAAGAGCCCGAGAGGGAGCGCGAGGACGCCAACGAGGAAUGCGACUUUGUGUCGUUGGCUCGCGAGCUGGCUGAGCUGAUCAGCAAGCAGGGCAUCACCGAGUAG